CACUGAACUCCUAAAACUAAAAUACCAAUACACCAGAGGCUUCACACAGAUAAAGAGAUACAGAAAUAGAUAAAUAGAAAGAGAGAGAGAAAUGGUGAGUGUCUGAAAGAGAGAGAAAGAGAUGGGGGGGGGCUCCCAGUCGAGCAGGGUAGGCAGCACACAGGCAGGCAAAAGUUUUACAACAGAGAGAAACGGAGGAACCAUUGGAAGGUAUCAUUAUACAAAACUACAGGCAACAGGAUAGCAGUGUCUGGCUGCAGCAGCACCACAGAGGUUAGCUCAGUUCUCCAGUGUUUAAUGGCAGUUAGUGAACAACAGAUAGAAGCAGGAGAAUCACAGUGAGCUUCUGACACAUGGAAGCCAUGGAGGAGUUCAAACGAGGGAGAUCUGAUACCCUGGACAUACAGUCAGAGGGUGAGGAGAUGACCCCGGUUACCCUGGUAACCACAAUGACCCCUGACCCCGAGGUGAACUCUGAGCCUUCCCAGGCAGAGCUGGCUCAGUGUGAGGCGGAGGUCGGAACUCUACUCAGCAUCAUUGCUGAACUCAACAGGAAAAUGGGCGCAUUACAAGCACCAAGUGAUCCAGAUGACCUUAAACCACAGGAGCCAGUCAUCCUCCCUCCGGCUCCAGCCUCCCUGUCCAGCCCCCCUCCAUCCCUCUGCAACCCAGAGAAACACACUGGCACCGCAUCUAAAGCCCCAGUAACCAACAGAGAGGGUAGUGGUGAAGUGUGGUCAGAACUCCAGGGAGUCAUGUCUGUUCUGGAGGGUUCCAUUAACACCAGGAGGGCCUGGGCUGCCUCUCACACUGCCUGUGGCAAGGACGGACAGAUGGAACACCUCACAGCCGCCAGGGACAGCUGGGUACAAGUCACACAGGUCUUAGAGGAGAUGGAGAGAGAGUUUGGGAUCUCGUACCCGUCUGGUCUGCCCCCCGAGGAGCGUCAGCAAUACCAGAAGGACAUCCUGGCACUUCACCAGCGGAACUGUGACCUGCGCAGCAGCCUACAAAGCAGACAGGAAGAACUAGAGGGGGCAAAGGUCACGGUGGGAGACAUAGAGGUUGAGAGGAACAGUCUACAUGAGAGGUUACUGGGCCUCCAUAAGGCGUGGCGAUCAGGCAGCCUCUCUCCUCCCUACAGCUCUUCAGGGAGCUCCAGUGGUGUGGUUCUGAGUCCUGGCUGGGCCUCCCCUGGUUCCCCUGGUUCCCCUUCAUUCCUUGGCUCUCCUCCCUUCCCCGGGUCACCCCUGUUCCUCAGAAGACCCAUCGCCAUGGGGAUCUUCCCGGCCCUCUCUACUGGGGGGGACAUAUCCUCCUCGGCCUCUCCAUCACCCUCCCCCUGGCCUGGGAGUGUCCCACAAGGCAGCCCCUGUCGUAGCCCCAGCCCCAGCGUCAGCCUGGAGGGUGAGACAGACAGACUACAGAGGUGUAUAGAAAGGCUGAAGGCCCGGAACGAGCGUCUGACUGCAGCUCUGGACAAGAGAAAGGGAGAGUCUGAGCUGAUCAGUAUGACGCUCAGCAGACACGAAGCUGACAGCACAGCCCUGCAGAUGGCUCUCCAAUACUGCGAGGAGUGUGAGGAGGCCUACAGUGAGUUACUGUCUGUGUACGAGGGCAGGAGACAGCAGGUCAUACCACACUGGAGACACAUAGCAGGCCCGGUCAUGGAGAGUCAGCAGCCCAACAGUCCCAGGCCGUCCCUUAGGAGUCUAAGAACUGAGGAGUUGUCAACCUCCUUCUCAACACCAGGGGGUGCUGUUGAGACAGAAACACACAUCCAGACCAGGUUCCAUCUCUAUUAUACAGCCAGGGGGUCCGAGGUAGAGGGGUGCGAGGCGGACAUUCGGGAGCGUAUCGAGCGGUUGAAGCAGGACAGGGCAGCAGUGUGUGUCCCUAAGCCAGGGCCUGGGGGAGAGGGGAAUCUCAGCCCAGAUACAGGCACCCUGGCUGGGCUUAGAGGGACCCAUGGAGGACAAGGGGGCCAGGACACCUCCAACCCCCAGAGCACCAAGAGAGAGAAGGCUGUUCUGCUCUAUGACCUGGUCACUGUCAGGGAGGAGAUGUCGGAGCUGCGAGGUUUAAUCCGUCUGACGGAGAAGGAGCGGAGGUGUCUGGACUGGAGUCUGAUGGCCCAGAAGGCCCAGGAUGCAGCUGGAGCCCUGAUCUCUGAGAGCCUCGCUGAGGAGAUAGAGGACAGGAGGACAGAACAGCAGAGGACUUCUGAGAACGAGGACAAGCUAAGCAGCGAUGGAGACAUCCCUGGGCCUCAAAACCGUGCCAUCCUUCGAGAGCUACAGGCUGUCCUGCAACGGGAGCAGGUGCUGAAGAGGAGAGUGUCGGUGGUGAGGGAGUCUCUGGACUUGGUUCUCUCCGACAGCGCCUCUCGCAGGAGAGGCAACGAUGAGCAGAUGGCUCGGCUCGCACAAGCUCACAGCCAUCUGUCUCUGUUUUGCAGCAAGGCCACAGGGUCGUACCGGAACGCUCGCAGGAAGUACAGGGAGAAGCUGUGGAGGCUGGAGAGUCAGGUGUCAGCAAUGUCAGAUCGUCACAUGACCCAGAUCGGGGCCCUGAAGGCCACGCUGGAGGCCAUGGAGUGCAGGAGGGAGGAGACUGUACUCUGACUGAGCUGAGGGCAGCUUCUGGGGACAUUGGUCCUAACUUCUGGUACAGGGUCAGAUAUUAUAAUCCAAAAUGGUUCGGAUGAAUUUGGGAUUUGAGAGUUAGGAUAAGUCUCGUACUACCAUCCUGAUCUCGCGAGUUUACAUAAAAUAUGUUUUACUACUUCUACUUUACUACACCUACUUUACUAUACCUACUUUACCAAACCUACUUUACUAUACCUACUUUACUACACCUACUUUACUACACCUACUUUACUAUACCUACUUUACUACAUCUACUUUACUACAUCUACUUUACUACAUCUACUUUACUCCACCUACUUUACUCCACCUAUUUUACUCCACCUAUUUACUAUCCCUACUUUACUAUCCUUACUUUACUACCCCUACUUUACCAUCCCUACUUUACUAUACCUAUUUUACUAUACCUACUUUACUACCCCUACUUUACUAUCCCUACUUUACUACAACUACUUUACUAUCCCUACUUUACUACACCUACUUUACAAUACCUACUUUACUACACCUACUUUACUAUCCCUACUUUACUACAUCUACUUUACUAUCCCUACUUUACUACACCUACUUUACAAUACCUACUUUACUACACCUACUUUACUACCCCUACUUUACUAUCCCUACUUUGCUAUCCCUACUUUACUACAUCUACUUUACUAUACCUACUUUACUACACCUACUUUACUACACCUACUUUACUAUCCCUACAUCUACUUUACUAUAGCUACUUUACUACACCUACUUUACUAUCCCUACUUUACUACAGCUACUUUACUAUCCCUACUUUACUACACCUACUUUACUACACCUACUUUACCAUCCCUACUUUACCCUCCCUACUUUACUAUCCCUACUUUACUACAGCUACUUUACUAUCCCUACUUUACUACACCUACUUUACCCUCCCUACUUUACCCUCCCUACUUUACUACACCUACUUUACUACACCUACUUUACUAUCCCUACUUUACUACAUCUACUUUACUACACCUACUUUACUACACCUACUUUACUCUACCUACUUUACUAUCCCUACUUUACUAUCCUUACUUUACUACAGCUACUUUACUAUACCUACUUUACUAUACCUACUUUACUAUCCCUACUUUACUAUCCCUACGUUACUACCGCUACUUUACUACCGCUACUUUACUAUACCUACUUUACUAUACCUACUUUACUAUACCUACUUUACUACAGCUACUUUACUACACCUACUUCACUAUCCCUACUUUACUAUCCCUACUUUACUAAGCUACUUUACAUUACUAAUCUACUUUACUAAUCUAUUUUACUAAGCUUGCGGAAUCAGGAUGGUAGUACGAAGCCAAGUAAGGAUUGGACUGAUGAUCAAAUAAUCUGAUCCUUGAUCUGUGCUUAGAGGCAACUGCUCUUGCCAGCCCUGCCUCCAUUCUGGCCAUAUAGAGACGAUGAUGUGUUAUCUUCAUUCAAGAAAAUGGCAGCAUUAUCCACAUGCUCAGAUCCAGAGAGGUGUAAGCAUCUGAGCCUGGUUAGGAUUUGACCCUGAGGUCAUGGGUUAUUUUCCCACACAGCCUGACUCUAUGAAGCCUGGCCCUGCUCCUCUGAUCUGACAGUGGAGAGGUGAUGAGGUCUGAUGUGUCCACGCUCACCGCUCGUCUUGUUUCUGGUGCUUUUUCACAACCUUUAUCUCUCUCUUCCCUCUUCCUCUCAUGCUCUCUCCCUCUCCUUUCCCUCUCUUCAUCUUUCUCCAUCUUCUUGCCCCCCCCCCAUCUCAUUCACUAUCUCCAUCUCUCCUCUCCCGUCCUCUCUUCAUUCAUCUCCCUCUCUCCCCCUCUGCCCUGUCUGAGGCGUCUGGCCAGCUGCAGCUGUGACCAGCGGUCAGGAGGUUAAGGCAAAGGUUGAUUGUCACACCCACCGGGUCACAGCGGUGCCUGGCUGUUGUGUCAACCUCUGAAUGGAGGGUUCAGGGGGCCAGACUAGGAGGUGAGCCCCUGCUACCCUGACUCUUGCUUGAGCUUGCCCUCUGUGGCAGCAGGGGUCAUCAGGGUGGAUCUGCUGCCCUGUUCCCCUCUCCCUGGGUCUCCCUGGGUCUCCCUGGGUCUCCCUGGGUCUCCCUGUGUCUCCCUGGGUCUCCCUGUGUCUCCCUGUGUCUCACUGUGUCUCCAUGUGUCUCCCUGUGUCUCCCUUUGUCUCACUGUGUCUCCAUGUGUCUCCCUGGGUCUCCCUGUGUCUUAAUGACCAUUGUUAUAAUAGCUGCUAUUAGAACAUAGUAUACAAUUAUCAUUCCAUUUUGCUCUCUCUUUCUCUCUCUCUCUCUCUCUCUCUCUCUCUCUCUCCCUGUCUAUCCCUCUCUCUCUCCCCCCAAUCUCUCUCUCUGUCUCUCUCCCCCUCUCUCUCUCCCUGUCUCCUUCUCUCUCUCCUGCUCUCUCACCCUCUCUCUCUGUCUCUCUCUCUCUCUCUCCACCCUCUCACCCUCUCUCUCUGUCUCCCCCGUCUCUAUCUCUCUCUCUCUCACUCGCUCUCACUGCUGUGCAUUUGCCUCCAGCUCAUCAAAGGGUCUCAAUCCAGGUUCUAACCUCUGGUUGCCUCUGCUUUCCUGGGAAAAGAUGUCACGAGAAGGGGAAAAUAGAAGGAGAAAAGAGAAGGAGAUAUUGAUGCACUCACCCAUGUCUAUAGCGUUGUUACAGUAAACAUCAUGUGCUUAUGCCA
Molecule: messenger RNA, 5333 nt
Organism: Oncorhynchus masou masou (cherry salmon)
Lineage: Eukaryota; Metazoa; Chordata; Actinopteri; Salmoniformes; Salmonidae
Gene: ushbp1
Product: Usher syndrome 1C binding protein 1
Exons: 14
Coding region: 354-2624 (756 amino acids)
Source: RefSeq, a predicted model, not a curated record